Lobosporangium transversale is the source of this 1099-nucleotide messenger RNA. RefSeq names its product peroxisomal biogenesis factor 11. The record is from RefSeq and is a predicted model, not a curated record. Gene Ontology annotation, cellular component: peroxisomal membrane. The coding region runs from base 46 to 762 and encodes 238 amino acids. The transcript has 5 exons. Gene Ontology annotation, biological process: regulation of peroxisome size; peroxisome fission. Lineage: Eukaryota; Fungi; Mortierellomycota; Mortierellomycetes; Mortierellales; Mortierellaceae.
GUCUUGUUCAAGUCAUUGUUAAAUUCCGUCUUAAUUUACUUGAAAAUGUCUAAGGCGGUUAUCAAUGUCCAGCCAUGGCUCAAAUUCAUGGCGACUACAACAGGUCGCGAUAAACUUUAUAGGACAGUCCAGUAUUUUUCACGCUUCUUUGCAUGGUACCUUCUGCGACAUGGGACUUCAAAGGAAACAGUUGCUCGCUUCAACAACCUUAAAAAGACGCUCGCCCAGGCACGCAAAUUGAUGCGCAUUGGCAAGCCCAUUGAACAUGUAGAAGCAGCAGUGGCGGCUACAAAUAUCGAGGAUGAAACUACCCGGUUAUUGACCGUUGGGAAACAGCUGUCAUAUGCGGGCUAUCUCACAUACGAUGCCUUUAUCUUUUUGGAUGGCGCUGGUGCAUACAAGUUUCAGAAUAUUGAGCGAUGCAACGAGUUGGCCAAUAAAUUUUGGUUAUCAGGUAUUGUAUUCAGCUUUAUGACGGGUUUGUACAAGACGCGCCAGAUCCAGAUCUGUCGUAAGGCAGCCUCUCGUAGUUUGAAUCACCAAGGGGAAACUGAAAAAACACACGCGCAUUCAGAUCUUAAGGCAUUGACCAAAGAGCAACAAUCCGUCAACAAACAGCUACUACAAGAUGCGUUGGACAUGCUUAUUCCAGCAUCAAGUCUAGCAUAUGUGAACCUUGAUGACGGUGUUGUGGGCCUUAUUGGAACAGUAACUUCAAUCAUGGGCGCGCAGACGCAAUGGACCAAGGUCAACAAGGCAUAAACGCGCCAAGAAGUAACAGCGGUUUUAUAGAGGCGAAGCAAUUGUGCUUUUCUCUAGUCAGGGAACUAACUUUUGAACUGUAUUUGUAGUGGCGCGAAGAGUUUCAGUUGGUUGAAGAUAGUGAGCCCAGAGCGGAACAUCUGGUUGUUAGGGGAAUAGGCCUUGUACAAGCUGAGGCCUAAUAUCUAGAAAGAUACUAGCAGCGGAGACCUAAACAGUAAGGGCAUUUAGAAACACUUCACCAACAUCAUCGUCUGAAGAGCUAUAUAAGAGCUUGGCAAUCUCCUCUGCUAAUAAAAUUUAAAAGUAGAGGACGGCCUGAGUAAAAUUGUAGAGG